Messenger RNA from Glossina fuscipes, 5817 nucleotides. RefSeq lists its product as uncharacterized. Gene Ontology annotation, cellular component: membrane. Gene Ontology annotation, molecular function: G protein-coupled receptor activity. Bases 89 to 3985 code for a protein of 1298 amino acids. The record is from RefSeq and is a predicted model, not a curated record. Gene Ontology annotation, biological process: cell surface receptor signaling pathway; G protein-coupled receptor signaling pathway. The transcript has 2 exons. Lineage: Eukaryota; Metazoa; Arthropoda; Insecta; Diptera; Glossinidae.
UCUUCGAUUUUUUUUUUUUUUAUUAUUCUUAAUCUUACAUCUGAGUUAUGAUAUUAACUUCAUCUUAAAUAAAUUAGAAAAUCAAAAUAUGUUAAUCAUUUUGUUGACUUUGUUUGUAUUAAAGCAAACUAAUGUUUUAAGCUCGUCUUCCAAAUUAAAUAUGAUGACAUCAUAUAAAAACGAAUUAUUAUACGAAAAUGAUGGGAAAAUGGAAUUGCAAUUAAAUGAUGAUUCCGACUCGGACGUAUCACAUCCAGAUGCUUCCGCUACUGGCGAUAGCAAAUUGCCGUCAAAAAUCAGUGAUAGAAAGAACCAUCAAUGCCCUGAUGAUCUAAUCGAAAUUGUUUGGAAUAGAAGAUAUGUGUGUUUGAAAGUAUCAAAAUUCCCUCAAACAUUUGAUGAACAUGCCUGCUACGGUUCAGAUUAUUUAAUAACCCGGCGAGAUCUUAAUAGUGAACUAAAAUGGCAAUUGAUGAAAAUGAAUAUAACACAAUUUUGGAUGCCGGUUAGACGAUUGGAGGAAAAAAGAUUUAAACCAUUUGUAAUUCGAUUGCCCGGUAGGCAUUGGAAUCAGCUAUACAAUUUCAAUGAAGCUUUCAUUAUUUCGGGCAACGAGUCGAAAAAACAUUGCCUUGCGGCUCACUUGCACGAAGAAAUAUCAUCUUCAGAAUUCAAAAUUACUGAUUGCCAUCAAGAAUUAUACUCUGUCUGCGUAUUCCGGGAACAUUUUGUAGCCAUAUUUGGUUGCCCGGAACAAUAUGGGGCAUUAAGUCAUUUACCGAAUCAAUGUUAUGGAAUAACUUUGGAUAAUCAUAAUUGUCGAAUUGUUUCGCUUGACGAAUACAAUCGAAAGAAUAAUUCCAUAUGGAUAAUAUUUAAUGCACAUCGGAUAAAAAUUGAAAAUUUAAUCAGUUUAGGGCAGUCGAUAAACGGCAGCCUAUGGGUUUUAGAUAAAAAGAAACGAAUCAAUUUUAUAUCAACGCAAAAGCAAAUGCCAGCCUUAAGUUUCAUUCAAUUAACGAAUAAUAAAAGCAACGCGUUAGAGAUGACUUUGAAUAUUAAUACAUAUACAAAAGAUUUGAUAUUAACGGUUUACAAUCGAUUAUAUAUAUGGUCUAAUGAAAAUCGUUACAAAUUAGCGAUUCAUUGUUUUACGAAUGCCGGCGAUUACGACGAAAUCGCUAAUGUUUAUAUCGAUAAAAUUUGGGAAAAUGACCAAAAGACUAAGACAAUGUUUAAAUUGAAGAUAAGAAGCGAUAAUCCGGGAUUGUAUUGGUGUGAAGCGCAUACAAUUUUCAAUUUCACUUUAGUAUCGACCGAAAAGAUAGAAGCGACAAAACAUAGGCGAGGCUACAACUAUGCGCUUAUGGUCGAUAUUCGCUGCGAUGUUGAAAAUGCUCGUUCAAUGUGUCAAAGCAGACGUAAACUGGCUAACGAAAUCAAACGGAACUUGAAAGCCGUUCGGGCGAAAGACAAAGUCUUAAAAGUUUUGCGUAUACAUAAGGUACGUGUAAUGCAAAUGGAUUCAGUAUCAUCGGAUUUAGGCGAUUUAAGGGCUUUAUGUCAUGCACUAGUGUCGAUAAAAUCAGACUCGAACGCAUUGCGGAACGAUAAAAACGAUUUGAACACCAAAGAGACUGAUACGCGAUUACGGUUAAUGGCACGAGAUUUAUUGAUCGCAUUAAUGAAAAUUUGGCAGCCGCAUUUAACUUCUUCGGUACGUAGUACUGAAUUCUGUUUUCCCGACGAUCAAUGGAAGAUGGCGCGUCGCGGUCAGUUUGCUACUACAUUCAAAUUUUGCUUGCAAAAUAACGGUCUACCACUUACACGCAAAUGCCUUGGAAAUUCUAUUCAGGGAGCAUAUUGGGAUACAUUAUCUGAUAUUAAGUCUAUAUGCAUAACUGAUAUAGCUCCGAAAUAUAUUACAAAAAAUCUUUAUAUGAUUGAUAAAAUGAAAGAUUUCAAUAAUCAACCGGAUAUAAUUAUCAAAAAUAUUCGAAAAUUAUUAGAAUUAAAUUUAGAAAAUCUCAUCCCAGCCGAUGUACACUAUUUAGCUAACAUUGUUCGUAGUAUAACUGCAAAUUUUAUGAUGGAAAGUAGUAACAGUACCCUAGCAACAAAGCAUCAAUUCCAAAAUAUUUCUGAAACGUUUAUCGAUGUAAUGCAUAUUUACAAUAAUCUCCUCGAAGUCGAUGAGCAUACCUUGCAAACGACAUUAGUUUUAAAUUCCACGAAUAUAUUGUUGGAUAUUUUCGAAAAUCUAAUUGAACAAAUGUGGGUAGAAUUUGAAGAUUUCGAAAGAUCAUCAAUAAGCGAGAUGUUGCAGACAGUUGAAGAAAAUAGAAACGAUUCAACGGUAACAAUUAUCGAGUAUGAAGACAUUGGUGUUGUUGCAAAUAUUGCAUCAAAUUUGUUAAUAUUUAUCAUAGAUCCGGAUGUAGCGAAUGUUACUGGUGUAGCCCUGUUCCAAGCAGAUCCUGACGACGUUAAUGCAACAAAUGAAAAUGCAACGCUUCAAGGCGCUUUUGAAAAUGAAUAUUAUCGCUUCAUUUUGGGUAAUCAAAGCGCUAAUGAGCUGCUAAACGAAUUAAAUAUUUUAAUGGGUACGUAUGUGCCGGAGCUCAUAUGGCAAAGAUUGGAUGAAAUUUCCAUUCAUUUAAAUCAAACAAUUGAUCAGCGUCCCCAACCAAAGGUCGUCAUAAAAAUCUAUGCGAAUGAUAAAUUUUUCCAGGAGAACAAGACAAUUGUUAAUCAAAUGGUUUCCGGUGAAGGAAAAGUAAUAUCAAUAUCUAUACCCGGUCACGAUACCGAUCUUCCCGAUAUUGUACCAUUAGUUCUAAAAAUCAACGGUGAUGGUCAAAUAAAUAACAAUACUGUGAGCGGAAACGAUGGACAGAUGGCAAAUGCUGUCGAGACAGAGCAAGCGUGUAGCUAUUGGAACUACGAGAAAUGGGUUAAUGAUGGCCUUUUAUUUUUGAAAUUAUCGGACGCAAAUGAUACGAUUCUAUGCGGUUGUACACAUUUAACACCGUUCGCUUACCUUGUUGGUACUAGAGAUAAUUUACCAAUUAAUUCGGAAGAGGAUAUCAUUGUGGCCAAGAUUCAUCAAGAAGCUUUAGAUGUCAUCACACUUUUUGGCUGUUCAUUAUCCUUAUUCGGAAUAUUGGGAAUAUUUUUAACAGCUUGCGUGUUCCGUACGUGGCGUAAAAAGAUCAACUCGAAAGUUCUGCUGCAACUAUCAGUGGCGAUUGCUUUGCAAAUGGUGUUAUUCUGUUUCGUGAAUACUGAGCGGAACACACAACAUUUAAUUUCGAAUAAAAUGUUCUCCAGCUGUAUCGCAAUUGGCGCUUUAUUGCAUUAUUCUGUGCUGGUACAAUUUUGCUGGAUGAUCAUAAUAGCGUAUCUUCAAUUUAAACGUUACGUUCAAAUUUUCGGUAAUACGCGUCCGAAACGAUUUCUCGUAAAAUCAACGCUUAUCGGUUGGUGUCUGCCACUAGUACCCGUAAUAUUGUGUUUAUCUUUAGAUAGCGAAUCUUAUAUUCCAAUUGAAACGAGCAAUCCGAUUUGUUAUCCUACCGGACUAUCUUUAUAUCUUGGCAUUGUCCUUCCCGUCAUUCUAGUUAUUUUAACGAAUUUAUCUAUUUAUCUAUUUGUUAUUUAUAACAUUCUAAACAGUCCAGCCGGAUCGAUUCGUCAAUCCGAGAAAGGCCUUGUCUUAUCUCAAAUUAGAUUACUUAUACUUUUAUUCUUUCUUUUAGGCUUUACAUGGGUAUUUGGAUUAAUGUCUGCAAUGAAAGUUGGUUUAGUAUUUUCCUAUUUAUUUUCACUUACGGCAACCUUGCAAGGAUUCGUUUUAUUUGUAUACUUUAUCAUAAUGGAUCCAGUAACUAGACGAAUGUGGUAUGGAUAUUUAUGUCGCUUAUGUGGUUUGAAAAUUAGUUUGGACAACUCGUCCAAUUUUAGAGAAACAACUCAAAGUCCAUAAACUCCAUCUGUGUUUUUGCACACAGAACACGAUGCGAUAAUUGGCAAAACAUAUUCCGAGAUCAAUUCACUCAUAUUUGAAAUUUUGUUAAAUAAAAUUUUUCAUAAAAAAAUCUUAAAUUAAUUACGAGUAAGCAUAAUAGCAUAAAAUAGAUUUAAAAAAAUUAUUCAUAAGAAGAAGAAGAAGAAUAAUAACAAUUAAAAUUGCUUCCGUAUAUUAACUUAUUAAAAACGUUCCCUUAUUUUAUCUCAGAUGCAAUAAAGAAUACAAAAAAAUGAGAAAGCCUGUGCUCUAGUUGUUAUUGUAAAAUUAUAUUGCAUUAAUUUUUUUUUUUUGUAUGCGAAAUCAUGUGGCCACUUGAUAGAAAGCGAUAGAGACUUUUUACUAACCGCGACUUAAUCUAUCUUUUAAGUCCCUCUUUAGCUGCCUGUAAAUAAUUUAGGCAAUCAAUUUUUUUUUUCUUUUUGCUGGAAUAGUUAGAAAGAAAAUGCAUUAUUGCACAAUUGAAUUCAUAUUUAAAGCUUGUCUUUUUUUUUUUUUUUUGGCAACAAAUCUUUUCCCCAUCUUCGCAAUCUUUUUUAAGGCAAUAAAAAAUAUUCAACAGAAAUCAAUUCUGAGACUAAAGUCUUGAAUCGCUAGCAUCUAGAACUGUUGACAUCAUUGAACCGCAUUCUAUCGCACUUGAGAUUUAAACCCACGACCAUUGAGUUCUUAGUCGAAAUCUUUUCCCCCCUCGACCCUUCAGGCUGAUAUAUAUAUAUAUAUAUAUAUAUUUAUUUCGCAAAUAUUUGAAGUAAAAAAUUAAACUUAUGAAUUAAACUUAUUGUUUUAGACGACAAACGUAUGCCUCGAAAAUCCCUGCAACGUGAAAUUGUGUAAAUAAAAAAGAAAAACUCUGCGAUGGUACCUCUGCGAUACAACCUGAAAAGGAGAAGAAUUUUUCACAUGAACCUGCAAUUCACAGCAAGUGUGAGUCAUUAACUCGCAUUGAUUACUUUCCUGCUCUUUUGUACACACCGCCCGUCAUGCAAAAGUUGACUAAACUUGAUUGAUUAUGCAGAGCAAGUAAAAGUCGUAACACGUAGGAUAUAUGUAUUGUGAUAUCAUAAAAUUGCAAAAUAUAUUCUAUCUGCUAACAGAUUCUAUAAUGAUUACAAAAUUGUGUAUAAAUAUUCCUACAGUUUUAAGACAAGCGGAGCAUGUAUUUUCUUACCAUAUGUGCUUUGGAUAUCUCAUCGUGCAAGCAAUACCGGUGUGUCAUUUGGCCUUCGUUAUGUUACAGUUGUGUGAUGGAAAGCUUUCGGUGAAAAUGCACGCUUCAGUUAGGAUAGCCUCUUGAAAUUUCUAAUGGCAUAUAUUUUUUCUAUUAGUUCCGGAAUGGAUUCUAUUACACCAAAAAAAUUCAUCCGUUCAAAUAUCAUAUAGAGUUUUGCUGAAUAAUAUUAAAUUGCUUGAGAGUAAUUGAGCAUCAAUUUUAAAAGGAGAUGAAAAUUAUUUUUAUAAAAAAUAAAACCAUUCGCAGCCAUCCGCACAACUAUGGUUUUUUCUUUCUUAUCACUUCGUCUUAAACAAACAUCCUAAAGAAUAUUGCAAAUGAAAAAAGAAUUUACAGGUUUACAACAAAUUUUAAUUGGUUAUUGUCUAGUUGUUGUUCUUGUGUCCUUUUAUAUAUAUAAAAAAAGGUGGCGUAAACAUUUUAAGUCAUAUAUUCACUACAGUUUUUAUAUAACAAUUUUUUUUCUUUUUUUUUUUUAUCUAUUACUUCUUCUUAGGUUAUUUAUGUAAACCUAAAGUUAAAUUGUAUAAAAAUAAAAACAAUUUUAGCCGCAUAU